AGCCGAACAGAAACGGCAAUGAUGAGGCCAUCCACGUCGUCAAAAUUUUUUUGAACCGUCCGAUCGUCAAUCACCGGUUGAUGUCUCAUCUCGCUCGUAAAGCUCUCCGCUCAAAGCUCCACGGACGGAAACUGGCCUCCGCGACGCUUCCAGAACCAGCGCCUCAUCCCCUUUCCCCCCUGAUACGACUUCCAGAACCAGCGUCUCAUCCCCUUUCCCCCCCUGAUACGACGCUUCCUCUCCCCCUUCUGGGCAGCGACGCCUUGGGGAGCCGCCGCACGCUCCGCUCCCUGCACCUCAUCCCCUUCCCCUACUCCCCCUCACACGACGUGCGGCGGUGCGAGGACCGGCCCUGGCACCAGCGCCCUCGGUGCCUGGAGCAGUGCAGGGAGGAGGAGCGGGAGAAGCGGCAAGAGCGGAGCAGGCACGAGGCCGACGACCGCAGCGGCGAGGGCUCGUCGGAGGAUGAGCGCGAGCAGGAGAAGGAGGAGAAGCAGAAGGACCGGCAGUCGUACGUGUUCGACUGGCGCAGCCUCCGACGAGCGCGAGCAGGAGAAGGAGGAGAAGCAGAAGGACCGGCGGCCGUACGAGCAGUCCGGCUGCUGCAAGCCGCCGACGGCGUGCCAGUACAGCGGAGGCAUGCCAGUCGGGGCGCAGGACGAGGACUGCUACCGGUGGAACGCCCCGGACAUCCUCUGCUACCGGUGCGACUCGUGCAGGGCCGGCGUGAUGGAGCAGGUGCGCCAAGACUGGCACAAGAUCUUUGUGCUCGACGUCGCCGUGCUCGCCGCUCUCGUCUGCAUCUGCUCAUGCGGGUGUUGUGCCUUCAGGAACGCUCGCCACUCCCGGUCCCAGUACCCAUACGGGGUAAACCAAACGUCCAAGAUAAACCCACGCUGGGACUACUGGUGGCGAUGAUGGGGUGGUAGAAGAGAACAGAUCUACUAGGCUAGCUGUAGCUUCUCAAUGCAUGUAUGAUAUUUUGAUCCAAUCUUCUAUGGUAAAAGAUAAAAUAACACUUGGGAUCUGUAUGUGUUAUUAGCCCCUGUGGUACUCUAUUUGUUUCCAGGUCUGCAGAGUUUAGUUUCUAUAGAUAUUUGAGUUAAGAGGAGACUAAGCCAUGAAGUAAAAGAGAUGCCUAGUUUUUUCCCCUUCAAUAUGGUAGCCAGCAUUGUAUCAUGUAGAAUUUUAAUCCAGGACAGAAGUGGUUCCAUGUAUAUGGGGGAAACCAAACCACACAAGAAGUUAUCAGCUAUGCUUGUUCUACUGUUGGUGUGGCUUCUCUAUCUCAUUAGGUACUGUCUUCUGGACAUAACUUAUGAUGUGAUUACA
Molecule: messenger RNA, 1332 nt
Organism: Zea mays
Lineage: Eukaryota; Viridiplantae; Streptophyta; Magnoliopsida; Poales; Poaceae
Product: tetraspanin-6
Exons: 2
Coding region: 466-918 (150 amino acids)
Biological process (GO): auxin-activated signaling pathway
Cellular component (GO): membrane
Source: RefSeq, a predicted model, not a curated record